Molecule: messenger RNA, 1834 nt
Organism: Physella acuta
Lineage: Eukaryota; Metazoa; Mollusca; Gastropoda; Physidae
Product: endoglucanase 4-like
Biological process (GO): carbohydrate metabolic process
Molecular function (GO): hydrolase activity, hydrolyzing O-glycosyl compounds
Source: RefSeq, a predicted model, not a curated record
GUUUUGAUAGAUCAACAGGUAAAGACUGUUUUUAUUCGUGUUUAGGCAAGCUAUACAGGUUGCUAGUAAUAAUUCCUCCAUGAUGGCGUCAUGGUUCAUGCUUUGCCUUGUGCUUCCCAUGUUUGUGACGCAGACUGAGUCAGUCAAGGAUUACGAGUCAGCCUUGGGGAAAUCUAUUCUGUUCUACGACGCACAGAGGUCAGGUAAACUCCCCGCCAACAACCCCAUCCCCUGGAGAGGAGACUCUGCCCUCAACGACUGUGUGGUGGGGGGCUGGUACGACGCUGGGGACCACGUCAAGUUUGGACUCCCCAUGGCGUACACGACCACCAUUUUACUCUGGUCCAUGUACAAAUGGAAGGACAGCUAUGUCAAGGCCGGUCAGCUGAACCAGGCCUACGAUAUGGUCAAGUGGCCACUGGACUAUUUCCUCAAGGCCUGGAACCCAACAGCUCACGAGUUUGUCUUCCAGGUGGGCGACGAGACUGCUGACCACAACUUUUGGGGACGUCCAGAGGACAUGACCAUGGCGAGACCUUGUAAGAAGGUGGACGUGGCACAUCCGGGAAGUGACGUAACAGCGGGUACAGCCGCUGCCCUGGCUGUUGGGUCACUGGUGUUCAAGGACAAGGGAGAUACAGCCUACAGCACACAGCUGUUAACAGCCGCUGAGAGUUUGUACAAGUUUGCUAACGAUUAUAAGGGACUGUACCAGACCAACACCUACGGCUCUACCAGUUACAAGGACGAACUCUGUGAGGCUGGGGUUUGGCUCUACAGGGCCACGGGGAGAGCCCAGUACCUGAACGAGGCCAAGGCCAACGCUGAAUCUGGUUACAUCUGGGCCUAUCAGCUAGAAGAUAAAAGGCUGGCAUGUCACCAAUUGUUGUAUGAAGAGACCCAGGAUACCGUCCAGAGAAAUGGUGUAAUCGAUUACUUCAACAGCUGGUUGCCCGGGGGUAGCAUCCAGUACACACCCUGUGGCCUAGCCUGGGCUAUGAAGUGGGGCUCUCUCAGACUCGCCGCCAACUCCGCCUUCAUUGCGCUGUUAGCAGCAGAAGCUGGCAUUGAAACAGACCGGUACCGCACCUGGGCAGUAGAGCAGAUCAACUACAUCCUGGGCGACAACCCUCAUGACGGCGGUUGCUAUAGUUACCAGAUCGGCUACGGCAGCAAGUACCCCCUCCGACCCCACCAUCGGGCCGCCUCCUGUCCCGACAAGCCCGCGCCCUGUGGAUACACUGAAGCUAACUCCCCCGCGCCCAAUCCUCAAGUGUUAACGGGCGCACUAGUAGGUGGACCAGAGGAACAAGAUAAUUAUGUUGACGUCAGAACCGACUACGUGCUUAAUGAGGUGGCCAUAGAUUACAAUUCGGGAUUCACUGGGGCCUUGGCUGGAAUUAUUUACUUACAGAGCACAAACCACAUGCCCACCACACACAACAAAUGUCCCUGUAACAACUAAACUACAAACACAACUAAUCUUCGUGUAACAACUAGACCAUACUCAUACUAUCUUACUAUCUCACACAUUUAGUAGCUAUACACCAAUACACAAUAUUACAACACAGACAACCGACCACAAUACACUAUCUCCCUAAACACAAUCCUCCUCACUAAACAUUAACUCACUCAACACCUUGGGUUUGAGGGUCCUUUAACAUAUUGCCGGGCAUAUUGGACACAACCAGUCAACCUCUGCUCACCACACUCACAGCAUCUAUUCAAUACAACCAAACCACAUACAAAAUCCCAUACACAUCUCUACUACAACUGAUUACGGUAGAGAAAUAUAGAAAAUAAAUUUGAUCAGAAUAAAAAAAAAACAGUUGGG